AUGCCGGAAGGAUCUCCCUCUCAGGUCAUGCACGCGGAGGUCUUGGGCCAGCCGGCCUCACUCGUGAAGGUGGCCAUCCCGAGCGGUGCCACUGCGGGGCAGCAGAUCAACUUCACCAUGCCCAACGGCCAGCGUGUGACGACCUCCGUACAGGAGACGGUGCAGCCUGGAGCAGUGCUCACUGUGUCAGUGCCUGCUCCAGAAGUGGUGGCCGCACCUGCGGUAUCUGCAGUACCUGCAGCACCAGUGGCAACCGAUAGCCUUGCGCAAGCGCGGGAGGUGUUGCUUCCGCAGCCCGUGGUGAAUGCCGACGAGGCGGACCGGCAGCAAGCCAUGAUGACCUGGGCGGCCUUCGGCGCCAGCUUCCUGGUGUGCCUCGUGUGCGGCCUGCCGUGCGCCUGCUGCAUUUGGGGCGCCGUUGCCCUGAACUACUUUUGCAAGCCUAUGGAGGAGCGGCGCCGGAGCCCCCGCUCCUUCGGGCCGGCCUGUGCGUCGGUGGUGACUGCAGGCCGAUGA
Molecule: messenger RNA, 516 nt
Organism: Effrenium voratum
Lineage: Eukaryota; Dinophyceae; Suessiales; Symbiodiniaceae
Source: the annotation of a GenBank genome assembly